Messenger RNA from Triticum dicoccoides, 1068 nucleotides. RefSeq names its product MADS-box transcription factor PHERES 2-like. Gene Ontology annotation, molecular function: DNA-binding transcription factor activity, RNA polymerase II-specific; protein dimerization activity; cis-regulatory region sequence-specific DNA binding. Bases 1 to 1068 code for a protein of 355 amino acids. NCBI's taxonomy places the organism in Eukaryota, Viridiplantae, Streptophyta, Magnoliopsida, Poales, Poaceae. The transcript is spliced from 3 exons. The record is from RefSeq and is a predicted model, not a curated record. Gene Ontology annotation, biological process: protein ubiquitination; positive regulation of transcription by RNA polymerase II.
AUGUAUUACAUGUACCACGAAGACCUGCCCGCCGUCUCCAUCAAUGAAGCCUCCUACAUCCAAGAAGAGGCAACAAACAUGGCCCAACACGUGCUUUGCGUGGCCGACCGCUACGGAAUGGACAGGCUGAAGCUCAUGUGCAAGAGCAAGCUGAGCAAGACGAUGGAUGUCGGCACCGUGUGUUCCACUCUCGACUUCGCCGAUCGACACAACUGCGAGCAACUUAUGAAUUUCUGUCUCGAGCUAGUUUUAUACCUUUACCGGAAAUGGCUCGCAAGAAGUCGAUCCCCAAGAAAGGUGACCCUCAAGUACAUCGCCAAUGAGUCCAGCCGGCGCACUAGGUUUAGGAAGCGUCUCGGGGGGCUGAUGAAGAAGGCGGCCCAGCUGGCCACCCUGUGCGACGUCAAGACCUGCGUGGUGGUGUACGGCGAGCACGAGGCGGAGCCUAAGGUAUUCCCUUCCCACGCCGAGGCGGUGGAUGUCCUCAACGAAUUUAAAAGCAUGCCAGAGCUAGGCCAUUGCAAGAAGACGAUGGACCAGGAGGCCUUCCUCACCCAGCGCACCGCCAAGCUCCGGGACCAGGUCGACAAGGCUCGCCGCGAGUGCCAAGACAGCGAGAUUAGGUACCUCCUUUACAACAUCAUGCACGGCAACCACCCAGGCCUCGUUGGCCUCAGCGUCGAGGAGCUCGUCUGCGUUGGCUGGAAGGUGGACGAGCUCCUCAAGAGCCUCGGCGAACGCAUGGAGAAAAACCAUGUCCAGGCGCCACCGCCAGCUCCAUGCGUCAGCACCGGCAGCAUAGACAUGGGGUCCCUGACACAGUAUCUCGCGUCACCGCAGCAGCAGGAAGGCUGGCUUGACAUUAUGAGCUCCGGAGGGGACGUCGACACCCAGGUCGGUUGCAACACCAGGCACGAUGGCGCCAACUUCUCCAGCGGUGAUCUAAUGAGGCAGAUGCAGUCCUCCGAUCUAGGGUUCAGGUCGAGUCCUUUCCCUCCCAUACCCUCCUCCAUUCUUCAGACACACAGGGGUUACUCUAUGUCAUGCCACUCACCGGACCUUCUUUAG